AUGAUACUCAAUCAAUUAUUGCAACUUGUCAUUGAUGCUGCUAAAGGUGAUCGAUAUCGACGUGAUGGCUUUGAUGUUAGUGAACCAUUGGGUGUUCUCGUAAAAAUGUUAGUUGUCGAAGAACGUACACUUGAUUAUGUUAUUUGUCAUGCUGAAACGAAACCACCCUCAGAUGUACAUUCAACGAUUCGUCUAUUUACCUCAUUACUUUUUAAAUUUGCUGAUGCAUUAAAAGGAACAGAUCGACUAGAACAAUUUACAUUGGUAGGCUUAUUAAACGUUUUCUGGAGUAUAUCAUUUCAACAGAAUUAUGCAUCCAUAUUAAUUCAAGAUGAAGAACUAAUAAAGACAAUCAACACAUUUAUUGAAAAAGAUGAAGAACAAGAAAUUCUCGAACAGUAUAAACAGCAAUCUAUGGAAGGUGUUAAAGAAGCAGUACUCGGCAUUCUACAUAAUCUUCAUCUUGAUAUUCAUUAA
Messenger RNA from Rotaria sp. Silwood2, 477 nucleotides. The record is from the annotation of a GenBank genome assembly. NCBI's taxonomy places the organism in Eukaryota, Metazoa, Rotifera, Eurotatoria, Philodinida, Philodinidae.